Saimiri boliviensis boliviensis (Bolivian squirrel monkey) is the source of this 1571-nucleotide messenger RNA. It is a transcript of the gene LAX1, whose product is annotated as lymphocyte transmembrane adaptor 1. Gene Ontology annotation, cellular component: plasma membrane. Gene Ontology annotation, biological process: lymphocyte activation; intracellular signal transduction; immune response. The record is from RefSeq and is a predicted model, not a curated record. Lineage: Eukaryota; Metazoa; Chordata; Mammalia; Primates; Cebidae.
CUCACUCGGAGGCACCACGUCCGGACGAGAUUAGCCACAUCCAGGUAGAACCAAACCUGUUGCUUAGAGAAACUUAGAAGCUGAAGCCAGAGAGCAUCUGAAAGGUUCCUGAGACAAUGGAUGGUGUCACCACAACCCUUCCGACAAUCGGAGGGAGGAUCUUGGAGUUCAGCACUCUGCAUGUGACUCCCAGCAGCCCGGACAGAAAUAAAGACCAGAUCAGCAGCAUCUUUUCUGGGUUCCUGGGACUCCUCACCAUCCUCCUGGUCGUUGCGGUUUUCUGCAUCCUGUGGAACUGGAAUAAACGGAAGAAGCGGCAAGUUCCCUACCUCCGAGUUACCGUCAUGCCCUUGCUGACUCUGCCACAAACCAGACAAAGAGCCAAAAAUAUUUAUGACAUCUUGCCUUGGGGACAAGAAGAGCUGGGGAGACAUCAGUCAAGGGGUAUCCGCAUUUUCAGUACCGAGAGCCUCCUCUCCAGAAAUUCUGAGAGCCCUGAGCAUGUGCCCUCCCAAGCAGGCAAUCCCUCCCCGGAAAAUAGAGCCCAUAUCCAUGCCAUGGAGUACGCAGUGGGUAUCUAUGACAAUGCCCUGGUGCCCCGGAUGUGUGGGAACCUCACUCCCUCAGCACACUGCGUCAAUGUCGGAGCUUCCAGAGACUGCAUAAGCAUUUCUUCAGAGGAUUCCCAUGAUUACGUCAAUGUCCCCACAGCAGAAGAGAUUGCUGAGACUCCAGCUUCUACCAAAAGCCCUUCCAGAAAUGUCUGUGCUCUUCCCAGUACCCAGAAGCUGGAGGAGUUCAGUGAGGAAAGAGAUGAGGGUUGUGGGGAUGUUGGUGACUGUACCAGGUUUCAUUGUCCGGGAACUGAGGGACAUGAUUCACUCAGCGAUGGAGAAGGUUCUUCUCAGACCUCAAAUGACUAUGUCAACAUGACAGGGUUGGAUCUCAGUGGCAUCCAGGAGAGGCAGCUCUGGGUGGCUUUUCAGUGCGGCAGAGACUAUGAAAAUGUUCCAGCAGCAGAUCCUAGUAGAAGCCAGCAGCAGGCUGAGAAAGAUGUGCCAUCCUCAAACACAUGUCAUGUCGAGGACAAGACAGAUGAUCCAGGGACUCACGUCCAAUGUGUCAAAAGGACAAUCCUUGCUUCAGGGGAUUAUGGAGCUUUUCAGCCAUUCACACAGAGUGAGGACAGUGAGAUGGAACCUAGAGAAGAAGAGACGUCAAAUGAGGACUCCAAUGACUAUGAGAAUGUGCUAACGGCCAAGUUAGAAGGCAGGGACUCUGAGCAGGGGCCUGGCUCUCAGCUCCUUCCUGAUGAAUUAAUAUGCAGGUACCCAGCCGUAAAGCCACAUGAAGUAGUCUAUCCUGUGGGAUCUUUAGCCACUGCAGAGUCCACUGCAGACCCGUGAAUCACCCUAGUGCUUCAGUGGAUUCACUUGGUGAGACUAAGAAGAGGCUGAAAUGAGCAGAAACCAAGAGGCCACACAAAAGCAGAGGUUUGGGGAUUCCAGAAGGGAAUUUUUCUCAAGUAGAGUGUGGUUCUCUUCUGUACCAACCUAAGAAUGUAUGCUGAA